This is a messenger RNA of Rubroshorea leprosula, 1640 nucleotides long. The record is from the annotation of a GenBank genome assembly. NCBI's taxonomy places the organism in Eukaryota, Viridiplantae, Streptophyta, Magnoliopsida, Malvales, Dipterocarpaceae.
AGAAUUUAUUCGUCAUAAUAACCACCUGUGCUACCAGUUCUUUCUCACCUUUCUCCCAAAUGGAAGAUAUGAGAGAUUCAAUUGCAGUGCCACGGAUUGUGAGGAUGGUUAUCAAGUUUCAUCCAUUAUUGACGGUAACUAGUCUUAUCUAUCGGGUAAUACUUUUGCAGGAUUGGAUUGAAGAGGAGGUGAGCAAUCGAUGGAAAGCCCUCAAGGUUUAUUUCCAAUCGACAAUGAGAUCUUUGCUGGAUCCUAUUAUUGAGAAGGUGAAGAAUCUAUCAGAAGCUCUUGAGAUGCAUCUCCACAACGAAGCAGCAAAUGGUCAACUAAAGGCCAAACUGGUCGGUAAACUUGCCUUGUUCUCCGCCAUAUUUCUUCUACAGAAUAUAGAGUUAAGUUCAAAAUAUGAUAGAAGAGGAGUCAAAAUGCAAUUAUUGAUGCUUAUUAGCCUUGGCCUGUUAACACAUUCAAAGCAUUGGAGUCAAUUUAAAAUUCUUCAUAGAAGGAGCAACUGGAUGGUAAAUUCAACAUCAAACUUCAUCUUCUUUAUUAUAGCACUUCCUUUUGCAAAAUUUUAUGAUAAUUCCUUGAGGGGCCUCAGUGCUAUGUUGUGCAUCUCAAUUUUUCUUCUAUGUGUACUAGUGGUAUUACGACCGCAAACAGACCUUGGGUUGUUUAGUUUUAUCAUUGGACUCAUUGGAUCUAUUACUUACAACCGUUAUGAGUUGAAGUUUCCCACAUGGAUAAUUGCUUCCAUCUGUUUUGUGUUGUUCAGUUUCAAGAGCUGGUUAGAUAAGUACUGGUUGGAUUUGGAAGAAAAUCUUUGUACAAAUACCACAACUGAAAGUGCUAGUGUGUUUUUUAUUUUUUCAUCAAUAGUUACAUGUUUUGCAAAAGUUAUCUUCAUUUCUUCUGCUCUCAAAUAUCCCCUAUCCAACUAUAAAAAUUGGUUAGUUAGGGCAAUCAGUAUUGUGCUUCUAAGUCUCAGGAAAAUCUAUCAGAAUUCCAAAGACAGCUCAAUGCCCUCUACAAAUGCCAAAGGAAUCAAUGGUUUGAUUUUGAUGGUUGUAAGUAUUGCACAUGGCAUGUUCAACUUUGCUCUUAUCACAUCUCACAUGGCCAAUUAUAAAGAUUGGUUAUUUGCAGUAAUUAGUUAUGUCAUUUUCUGUUUCUGGUUACGAAGCUUUUUUCCCAAAGAUAUGUUUCCGCCCCUUACAAAAAACAAAGGAAUCAAAGACAAGAUUUGGGCUAUUCAAUUUUUCGCCAAGUAUGGUAUUGUGGUGUUGGCUGGUUUUGAACCCCGAGUGUACUAUAGAGAAUGGUUGGUUAUGGUGACCUAUUAUGUGCUUUGGUGGGUUCAAUUUCGUACAUCAUUUCCCAAAGAUCUGUCACUACUGUUCAACACAAUUGAAGUUAAGUGGUGGAUAGGGAUGGCAUCAAUGACCAUUGUUCCAGAUGUCAUAUCUUGGAUCGAAUUAUCUAGAACAACAUAUCAUCAACAACUGUAGAGAUGAAAAUGUUAGAUGCUAGCUUAAAUCAUAGUAAGUACUUAGAUACAUGAAAAUUUUUAUUGCCUUGUGUCAUUCUCUUUUUAGAUAUAUGUUUGUAGCCAGUGCCCUUAAUAAAAUCAACCAGUCAUU